This is a messenger RNA of Budorcas taxicolor (takin), 2770 nucleotides long. RefSeq names its product proline-serine-threonine phosphatase interacting protein 2 (gene PSTPIP2). The transcript has 15 exons. Gene Ontology annotation, cellular component: actin filament; cytoplasm; plasma membrane. Lineage: Eukaryota; Metazoa; Chordata; Mammalia; Artiodactyla; Bovidae. Gene Ontology annotation, biological process: actin filament polymerization. The coding region runs from base 104 to 1189 and encodes 361 amino acids. Gene Ontology annotation, molecular function: actin filament binding. The record is from RefSeq and is a predicted model, not a curated record.
GUGGGCGGGGCUUAGCUCCGGGUGCGUGGCGGGGCUGGCAGGUCCUGACAGUCCUCGUCCCCGCGCGCCUGCUCUGGUUCUCCUCGCUGCUCGCUAGCCAGCCAUGACAGGCUCACUGUUCAAGGGGAACUUUUGGACUUCAGACAUCCUCAGCACCAUUGGCUACGACAGCAUCAUCCAGCAUCUGAACAAUGGCCGCAAGAACUGCAAAGAGUUUGAAGACUUUUUAAAAGAAAGGGCAUCAAUUGAAGAGAGAUAUGGCAAAGAUCUGCUCAGCCUCGCUAGGAAGAAGCCAUGUGGACAGUCUGAGACCAACACCCUGAAGCGAGCCCUUGAAGUCUUCAAGCAGCAAGUAGACAAUGUGGCACAAAGUCACAUUCACCUUGCCCAGACUCUCAGAGAAGAAGCCAGGAAGAUGGAAGAAUUCCGGGAAAAGCAAAAGUUACUACAGAAAAAGACGGAGCUUAUAAUGGAUGCUGCCCAUAAACAAAAGAGCUUACAAUUCAAGAAAACCAUGGAUGCAAAGAAGAACUAUGAGCAGAAAUGCCGAGACAAAGAUGAAGCUGAGCAGGCUGUCCACCGCAGUGCCAACGUGGCAAACCCGAAGCAACAAGAAAAGCUUUUUGUGAAACUGGCAACUUCAAAGACUGCAGUAGAAGACUCGGACAAGGUGUACAUGCUGCACAUCAACACGCUGGACAAGGUCCGGAAUGAGUGGCAGAGCGAGCACAUCAAGGCCUGCGAGGUACCUGGAAGCGCACGGGCGGGUCUUUCUCCCUCUACUUUCAUAGAAUUGCUUGAAGGCAAAUUAGAAAUGUGGACUGUGUUUGAGACUCAAGAAUGUGAACGAAUAAACUUCUUUCGAAAUGCACUGUGGUUACAUAUGAAUCAGCUCUCACAACAAUGCGUCACAAGUGAUGAGAUGUAUGAAAAAGUCCGUAAGAGUUUAGAGAUGUGCAGUAUCGAGAAGGACAUUGAGUACUUUGUGAAUCACCGCAGAACUGGACAGACUCCACCAGCACCCAUCAUGUAUGAGAAUUUUUACUGCCCCCAGAAGAAUGCAGCCCCACCAGGAAAGGCUACAGGGCCUAACUCGGCAAGGAGAGGACCUCUCCCAAAUCCUAAAAGCCUACCAGAUGACCCUGAUUACUCUUUGCUUGAUAAUAACUACAGUUUGAUCUAUCAGUAACAUCAGUGAAAACAAAGCUUUUCCUGGCUGGUGCUUCUAAGGUGUGGAAGGAAGCACUUAAAGCAGCAGAAUCUAUAGAAAUUAUGUCAAUCAUGAAGACUUUGAAGUGAACCCUUGCUAUGAUUUUUUAAUAUUUUUAAAUUUAUGGCAGUCAUUUAGUUCAACUUAAUCUAGUAGAGUUCUGCAGUUUUUAAAAGCCUGUAAAUUGCCCAAGACUGAAGAAUUAUCCUUUCCUAAUCAAGUUACUAAAAUUGUAUGUUUUCUACUUGAUUCAGGAAAGUCUUUGGAUUUAAAACUUUGACUUGGGGUUUGGGAAGGGUGAAGAGGAGUCUGAGCCAGCAACCUGCUCAAGAAGCUCCUUUGCCUUUGAGGGCAGCGUGGCUAUGGAAUUUCCAUAGUGACACGUAACUCUCAGUGGUGCAAGAUUCAAAAUCACCUUCCUUUUUGGCUGGAAGAUUUAAAGGCCAUCUGAUAGCACUUUCUCAUUUUGCAGAUGAGGAAAUGGGGCCCAGAAGUGUGAAAUCAAUCUCCCUACAGUUAGGGACAGACACAGAAGUAGAGGGCAAGCUCAUCCCACAUUAUCGUCCUUCUAAUGCUUCCUGAGGCUGUGAUGCUCAUGUUGAAAUUUGAGACACCAAAGUUUUUGCUGGCAUCUUUUCAGCUGAAGCAAUUACUAGGGUUUAAAUGUCAGGUUUAUUUUUAUAUGGCUCACUAUGUGUACUGAACUACAGAGCACCAUAUUUAAUCUAAGAAGCAAUUCAUUGUAAAACAUCCCAUUAUUUAUAUGCCGCUAAGAAAGUCAGUAGAGGAGCUGAUGCUUGUGACAAUGGCCAAGCCCACUGGAAUUUGAAUUUCUAAAGUGUAGGGGACAAUACAUCCUAGAAUCAAUGAAAUAUGGUGUUUUGACUCUAUCCCCGAAGAGAAUUUCAGACUUACAAAGCCGGUACUCAAUCUUGAGUCUUCACAGAGAAGCUUCUCCUUGUUAGAUCCUGGAAUUUUUAAAGUGUCAAUCUUACCCCCUCACAAGUAUCUGAGUCUUGUUUGGUCACCCACAAACAGCCCAGAGAUUGUGUACCUUGGUCUAAAAUUCACACUGAGUAAACAGUGCAUUUUAGGUAAUGACAAGUUAAAAUCACACUGGCAUGGUUGUAACAUUCUGGUACCACAAAGAGCAAACACUUUCCUUUUCUGCUCUGUGCAUAGCUUUCCCAGAAGUAUGGACAAAGUGAUUGAAGGAAGGCUGAUUAUUUCCCCUUUUUGCAUAAGGUGCUGCUGGAAGAGGCAGCUUCUCGUCAUGGCCGGACACUUGCAUCAGCUGGAUAUCCUUUUGAGAAACUGAAGUUUGCAAAGGGCCAUUGACUUCCCCAAAAUGAACAGGCUCAGGAAAUUUUCCUUUGAACUCGGAACAUUCUAUUUUUAAGUAUUUUAUUUAUUAUUAGCAGGUCCUCAGGGAUUUCAGUUUUCUCUCUAUUGGUCAGUGUAACUGAUGUAAAAUGUUUUAAGAAUUGAAAAUAUUUUUAUUUUAUUGCUCUGCCAGUUUGAUAUGAAGUGAAAUAAAGAUUCUUGGUGAUUUGGUGUUUA